This is a messenger RNA of Closterium sp. Naga37s-1, 2712 nucleotides long. NCBI's taxonomy places the organism in Eukaryota, Viridiplantae, Streptophyta, Zygnematophyceae, Desmidiales, Closteriaceae. The record is from the annotation of a GenBank genome assembly.
AUGGCAACCGUAUCAGGAAAGCGCAGUGGUCGGAGACCUGGUAGGCUACAGAACAAGCUCUCCUUCUCCUCCCGCUUCAACGACGAAAACGCCUUCCCCUAUUCCCCAUCUUUCUCAAAACCUUCCCCCACUCUUCUCGCUGACGUCACUACUCCCGCGCUUCCACUGCCCGUGGAAACCGUUACCGGCAGCGAGGAGGUGCAUCCGGUGGGCCUCGCGGCCGUCACGCAAUGGUUUGACGGCUCCGUCAAGUCGGGCCACCCGCCAACCAGCAGAUCCGGCGUCCGAUCUGCGCUACAGGAUUUUUCCGACAAUUCCUUCUUUUCCUUCCCGUCGGGAAAAUCAGCCGCGAUGUCAGCGUUUGGGAUGAAGAGCGUUAACGAGAACAACCGGCGGAACACGUCGGUGCCUGCAGCUGCGGUCCCUCCGCAAAGCACGCAAUCCUUAGUCGAGAUGUUACCGUCCAACACGCUCAAGGCAACAGAGCUCGUGCCUUCCGUACCUAUCGUGCCGCCCCGUCUCUCCGCGUCCGUCCGUCAGUCUAUCUCCGGCGCCCCCCCUUUUCUUGCUAACUACACCAGCUACUCUGCCGUCGGACUCUGUUCCGCUCCGUCAUCUCGACGGACGUCGUUAAGCUUCGCCGGCAGUGUUGACGGCAGCGUCUCCUCGUCCUCCGCAGCAUUGGCGUUUCCGCCCCCGUCGCGUACCAGCCAGCGGCGGAUCUCCGCCCUGGCGGAAAGCGCGGGGGAUUUUUCCGCCAUGCUGCCGGACGAGCGGGAGUUUCUUGCGGACGUGGCGGAGUUCCACGGACUCCCCGCCCGCGCGUCGCUGCUGUCUUUGCCGCCUUUGGCGGAAAGCUUUCCGCCACAGGCUCGGCAGCUGCAGAACGGAGCAGGGAGGCGAGUGCAGCCGCUACUGCAGGCCAAGGACCUCGAAUUGAAACUGCUGGAGGAACAGUUGAAACGCGUGGAGAUGGAACGGGAUGAGAUGGGUGGGAAGAUGAAACGGGCUGCUGAGGAGAUGCAACGGAUGGAGGAGCAGCUGAAAGGCAGGGAGGAACGUGUAAGGAGCAUGGGAGAGGAGCUGAAACGUGGGAAUGAAGCGAAAGAGCAGGCGGGGAGGGAGAUGAAACGCAUGGACGCGGAGAUGAACCGGAUGGCGGAGGAGAUGAAACGCUCGGAGGGCCGGUGCGGGGAGGUUGAGGCGUCGCGAGCCGCGACUCAGGAGGCUCUGAACAUUGCCGUUGCUUCGAACUCCGCGCUGAAGGACCUGAUGGCGCUGCAGGCGGCGCACAUCGCGGAGCUCAAAGCCCUCGUUCUCGGUCAGACCGAGGCCAUUCAGGAGCUGACACGUGGCAGCACGGCAGUGAAUGGCGCAGAUGCCGGGGGGCAAGAGGAGGACGCGGAGGGGGGCGAGGAGGAAAAGGAAAAGACGGCGGACGAGAAGGUGGAAGGGGAGGCGGAACAGAAGGCGGAGGAGGCGGAGAAGGCGGAAGAUGCGAGGAGCGCGGGGAUGGACGAGCUGAUGGCCAUGCUGUCCCACCAGUCCGCGGAGAUAUCCGCCCUCAGCCGCGCGGUGCAGGCCUCUACCUCCGCCCUCCGCCGCACCCCCUCGCCCCACGCGUCCCCUUCGGCUUCCCCCGAGAUCAGCACCCCCCUCACGGCAAAACUCGCCGUAUCUGCAGGGGGAGGGGUAGGGGGAGGCGCAGGCGCAGGCGCACCCGCGGAGCCGGGGUUGUGGCGGAUGGGGCUCCCCCUGCUGGGGUCGCCCGUGGGGUUCACGCCCUCUCCCCCUGGCAAGGGGGAGAUGAGGGUGGUUGCGCGGAUCAGGGGGAACGUGUAUGGCGCAGUGCCCAAGUACGGGGGCGCGGGGACGGAUGGGGCGCGUGCGGGGGAGAAAAUGGGGACGGUUGAGGAGGAAGGGUGGGGAGUGGCGAUCGGUGGUGGCGCUGGUAACACUGGUAACAGUGGUUACAGUGGUAACUAUGUUAACAAUGCUAUGACUGGUGGCGGCAGUGGUGUUGGGGGGAGAAGCAGCAGUUGCGGUGUUGAGGGCGCUGCUGUGAUGGGCGGGGCAAGGAAGGUCGUUUCAACGGCGAAGGACAUCCAUGCAGGGGAGGGAGAGGAGGAGCAGCAGAGGGAGGUGCAACCGAAGGAGCAGAGGGAGAGUGGGAAAAGGAGGGCGAGUGAGGGCAGUGGGAGCAUAUUCCGAGUGGGAGGAGUAUUCAACCACGGAACCACCACCAGCAGCGCCGCCGCCGCAGAAAAGUCUCGGACAGCUACCAAGCCGAAGUCAGGUCUGGUACCUCCAGGCUCGGCUUCAAGCAGCAGGCUCAGAAAGCUGGUUCGGGCGGAGUCUCAGCCGCAAGGGAGGAUGGGGAGCAGGAAGUUAUCCAUGGAGUGUGGUGGGGGUGGGGGAAGGGAGAGAGGGGAGGGAGUGCGGGGGGAAGGGCUGAGGGCGAGUGUGGAAAGAGGGAUGGUGAGAAGCAGGAGUGAGAGAACCCCUUUUACCGGUCCCCAUGCUCCCCCCAACACUCCUGAUGCUUCUACUGUUCGAGUGCAACGGGGUGGGAGGGCAGGAGGAGGGGGUGAGGGUGUGGAGGGGCGGGCACUGCGGGAGAGUGGGCGAGUGAACGGCCGAAACGGCGAGGGGAAGAGGGCAGCAGGGGGAAAGGGCGUGCAGAGUGGGGCUAUGCCGAGAUGGAAGUUCUGA